Lotus japonicus is the source of this 841-nucleotide messenger RNA. RefSeq lists its product as uncharacterized. Lineage: Eukaryota; Viridiplantae; Streptophyta; Magnoliopsida; Fabales; Fabaceae. The transcript is spliced from 4 exons. The coding region runs from base 235 to 612 and encodes 125 amino acids. The record is from RefSeq and is a predicted model, not a curated record.
GAGGCCGGUGACAGCUUCAAUAUGAAGCUGAGACAAAGUUAGCUGGAAUGCCAGACAUGCAUGAACUUGUUUUCUUCUAAAGUGAAAUCAAGCUAGCAAAAUCUGCAUGGUUUUCCUCACCCUUAUCCUUGAACAAAAUUCCUGAGCUUUAUUUAUAUAGCACUACCAUUGAUACAAGUUCUCACACAACACCAAAGAUUAGUAGCUAUACAAACAUUUUCUGUAAGAAUUUCAAUGGCAUAUAGCAGGAGGCCUGCAAAGUUUACAAGGCCAGAAUAUAUGGAGACCAAGUUUACAAGGCCAGGAUCCAUGGAGAUCAAAAUAAUUACUCAAGUUCAGGUGGAAGCAUUCAAGGCUGCAGCUGCUCGUGUUUUUGCUAAUGAGCAAAGUCUGGAGAACAAAUCCUUUGCUUCAGCAGCUUGUGAUUUUGCUAAUGAGACAAAAAUUCCUGAGAACACAUCCUCUGAAGUGAAAACUAUAGUUGGUGCUGGUGGUGCAAAGGGGAAGAAGAAAAAGAAGGCUGUUAUGGAAUCUUCAAGCAUUACUAAUGGAAUUAUGUUGCUCGCAGAUGCUGCUAUGAAAAUUCAGAAAGACGAGGAAGAAAAAAAUUAAACAAAGAACUAACUAGCUAGCUACAUGUCGCAGGGAAAAAGAAGGAUUUGUCUAGUGUAGUGGGAAGUUAAUUUAGUUCACAUCAUAAAAUAGUGAACAAUUAUCUUUAUUCAUGAAUUACUUAAAAAUGGUAGACAUUCAAGUCAUGCUUUACUAUAUAUAUGUAUCUGUGAAUGAUUAUGAUGUAUUCUAGUCUUAUAUAUUAAAUUGGAAUUUCAUCACUUCAAUC